AUGGCCAGAGAUCGAAGGGAUGCAGUUAUCAGUAACACACGCAAUGGAGAAUUAAAGGCAACAAUCAUAGGGAUACUCACAGCCAUAUCUUCACAUGACACCCAGAACUUCCUGGAAAAGCCGAGCAUAGAAGCUUCUUUCCAAAAAGUGACGAUGGGUAGAUACAAAAAUAGUGCCCUUGAAAAUGUAUACUUAAUGACAGACUGGGACGGUGAUAGGGAGAAGGAAGGGCAUCAAGGAUACCAUGAAGGAUAUAGCCCAUCUGAGGCAACGGCAUCUAAUAAGACUCAAAAUGACCCGAAUAGUGAAGGAUAUAAAACAUCAUGGAAAACCUCCCUUUUUAAGUCAGCUGCUUCCACAAAGCAGUGUGUUUCUGUCAGCAAAAGCUCCAAUCAAGUAUUCCAACGUAGCUCUUUGUGGAAAGACAGUUUGGACAAUCUGGAAAGUUAUCUAGUCCGUCCUGAAAAUAACGAUUUGAACCAUUUUCAAAAUGGGAUUGGAUUGACCUUUCAAUCAGAUACUUCUAAAAUCAGAUUGAAUAAUGAAGAAGAAAGUGCUAAGCGGGAUCCAUACGAGAGGGGCUUCACUGAGGAGUCGACCCUCCAGAAUGACCAGAGCCCUUCCAAUGGAGACAGCAUUGCUCAGUGCCCUGAAUCUGAGAAAACACUUCACCAGGGUUGCAGUGUUCAGACACGUGUGAGGACUCAGUUUUCAGAGAACCAGUAUGAAUGUUAUAAAGGUGGUGAAGUCUUUCAUCAGAAGUCUAACUUUAUUACACAUGAGAGUAUCCUUUUUGUAGAAAAUCCUGAUGAAUCCAGUCAGUGUUAGAAUGGUCCUCAGCAGCCCUCCAAUAUUGGUGAUCAUCAGAGAAUUCAUGAGGCCAAAAACCCAUUCAGAUAUGCUAAACGUCCCACAUUUAAGAAGCCUUACAAAUGUCAAGAAUGUGGCAAGGCCUUUAACGAGCGCUCAUACCUUGAUCAACAUCACAGAAUUCAUACUGGAGAAAAGCCUUACAUAUGUCAAGAAUGUGACAAGGCCUUUUCACAGAAGUCAUUGCUUAGUAAACAUCACCGAAUUCAUACUGGAGAGAAACCUUACAAAUGCAAGGAAUGUGGCAAGGCCUUUACACAGCGCUCAGUCCUUACUCGACAUCACAGAGUUCAUACUGGAGAGAAACCUUACAAAUGUCAAGAAUGUGACAAGGCCUUUAAGUGUCACUCAACCCUUAGUAAUCAUCUCAGAUUUCAUACUGGAGAGGAACCUUACAAAUGUAAAGAAUGUGGCAGGGCCUUUAACCAGCGUUCAGACCUUACUCGACAUCACAGAGUUCAUACUGGAGAGAGACCUUACAAAUGUCAAGUAUGUGGCAAGGCCUUUAAGUGUCACUCAAACCUUAGUAAUCAUCUCAGAAUUCAUACUGGAGAGAGACCUUACAAAUGUCAAGAAUGUGGCAAGGCCUUUCACCAGAGCUCAUCGCUUACUGUACAUCACAGAAAUCAUACUGGAGUAAAACCUUACAAAUGUAAGGAAUGUGGCAAGGCCUUUUCAUUGCACUCAAACCUUCUUAAGCAUCACAGAACUCAUACUGGAGAGAAACCUUACAAAUGCGAAGAAUGUGGCAAGGCCUUUUACCGGCGCUCACAUCUUAGCAAACAUCAUAGAAGUCAUACUGGGAAGAAAGUUUAAAAAUGUAAAGACUAG
This is a messenger RNA of Enhydra lutris kenyoni (northern sea otter), 1701 nucleotides long. Its product is annotated as zinc finger protein 260-like. Gene Ontology annotation, molecular function: DNA-binding transcription repressor activity, RNA polymerase II-specific. NCBI's taxonomy places the organism in Eukaryota, Metazoa, Chordata, Mammalia, Carnivora, Mustelidae. Gene Ontology annotation, biological process: negative regulation of transcription by RNA polymerase II. The record is from RefSeq and is a predicted model, not a curated record.